Messenger RNA from Contarinia nasturtii (swede midge), 1443 nucleotides. It is a transcript of the gene mtTFB2, whose product is annotated as dimethyladenosine transferase 2, mitochondrial. The coding region runs from base 335 to 1435 and encodes 366 amino acids. Gene Ontology annotation, biological process: transcription initiation at mitochondrial promoter; rRNA methylation. Gene Ontology annotation, cellular component: mitochondrial matrix. Gene Ontology annotation, molecular function: mitochondrial transcription factor activity; rRNA (adenine-N6,N6-)-dimethyltransferase activity. The record is from RefSeq and is a predicted model, not a curated record. NCBI's taxonomy places the organism in Eukaryota, Metazoa, Arthropoda, Insecta, Diptera, Cecidomyiidae. The transcript is spliced from 5 exons.
AAUAUUGAUGAAGGCAUAUUUACAAACUGACAAAAAAAAUAAUUUAAAAUACAUUAAUAUACUACAGAAAUUGAUAAGAAUUGUUUUUCUUUUUGCAAAUUUUGUUUGUCUGAAUUUUGUAUCGAACCAUUUUGAUUGAAAUUGAGACUGAAUUGGUGAGAAAUGAUAACUUACCAUAAUGAAGCACAUUUUGACAUUUGACAUACCGAGCAGGUUAUAAAUAUAAUGUAGUAAUCAGUCGGUAAUUUGUGAAAUAUAUUUAUGUAAUUCAGCAUAUAUUGUAUUAGAAAAAUAUAGAAAAGAUCUCUAUUAAGUGUACGGAAGAAAUUUAGAAAUGGCAAAGAAUUUUGGUUGCACUUGGUCGAAACAAAUUUUAAAACAUUUCACAAGCACGGGUCAGCAGUCAAAUUUGAAACUGUUUCCACGUGAAAUGAGAACAUCAUGUUCGAAAAGCAAAUUUCUUUAUGUGGCCAGUGAUGAAACGGCACAAAUAAUUGCAAAAGCAAUUCAACCCCAUUAUAUUACAAAUGUGCCAUUUUUUGAAGUCGAUCCAGGACCAUGUAUCUUAACAAGGGCAUUUUUGCAACAUUUAAGACCAACCACCCUCGCAUUGAUAAACCGUUACAAAGCUGAAAAAUUUAAAACAAUUCAAGAGAAUUUGAAAUUAUAUCAACCCCAAGUGUUGUUGAAAGAGGAACAUGUUGAAUUGUUUCAUUACAUUUCAGAAUAUAGCGUGAAACAACAAUGGCACGAAAAUAUUGUUGCUCAACUCUUUCUCACUUUAAAAACGAGUAGAUUUAUAAAUUAUCUCAUAUAUGAUAUUGUAUUUGAAAAAAAAUUAUGUAAAAAUGGUCGAGUCGAAAUAUUUGCCGUGAUGCCAACGAUUGAAUCUAUGAAAUUUAUGGCCGAUACUGAAUGUAACUACAUGCUGUACACACACCAGAGUUGUAUGUUUCAAAUUUUAUUUGAAUGUGAAAUUUUGGCUGAGGUGUGUAAUUUAAAUUUUUUACCUUGGUACAAGGAUAAAAAGCAAUUGUCUCGUUCGGUGAAAUAUGAUGAGCAUUCAUUUUGUUUGAUGCGAAUGGUCCCGAAGAAGAAUUUAUUUUCAAUAUUACAACCAGAGGAAUUACCACUGUUCAAAUAUUUUGUACACCAAUGCUUCUUCAAACGAAAUGGGCAUAUUAUACCGAUACUAGAAAAAUGGAUUCCCGGCAUUGGCAUAACAAUAAUGAAUUCAAAAGAAAUAUCAUCGAUUUUGGCACCGAAUUCAGGCGAAAAAUUAAAUAUGUACACCAGAAGCGGUUCACUUACGCCAGAUCAAAUCUGCAUACUUUUCAAGAUCUUCCAGACAUUACCACAAUACAAAACAUCCAAUUUUCAUAAUCAAUGCCAUAAAUACCAUGCAAAAAAUAAAGAAGAACUAGAAGAUGACUAGGAAACAAA